GUAAUCUCAACUCGGAAGGACGCUAUUGUGAAAUUCAGCUAAAUUUAAGAAACUUUUAAGGAAAUUACUCGUAAAUUUACGUUAAAUCGGCAGAAAAAUGAAUCCUGAAACAAUUUUAAAAUCAUACGAAAAAAGUCUUUUCGGCAAAGAUUUAGAACUGACACAGAUCCAAAAGUUACUCGCUAAGACCUUGUUUUACAAACUCAGAGCUAAUUACAAGAAAAACGAUGUUGAGGCAAAGUUUGUCUAUGAUUCGAACGUCAUUCAAUGUGCUUUGGAGGCUGAAAUCGAUAAAGAGACCCCAAAUCCCGAUUCGCCUGAUUACAACAAAUUUCUUGCCAUGAAAGCGGUUUCCAUUUGUCAUCAAUCCCCCUUGGAAAGAGCAGAAAAGCUUCCUGCCGCCAUCGCAGCAUUGGAACCGAUCAAAUUCGCUCCUGAAGUUUCAUUGGCUUACGUUGUUGCCUCGAUUCACAUGGACUGCAAAAAGGAAAAUUUGGAUUAUUAUUUGAACGCAGAGGCGGUUUAUGAUCAUUACAAGAAAAACGGAACUCCCUGUCUUUCAACUCACGAAAUUUUUGGUGCCCUUCCGGUUAUCGAGCAGGAGAACGAUCUAAUUGUGCAAGAAUUUUUCGACAAAUUCGAGAAGUUGAAAAACGACGAUCUAGCAAUUAAAUAUGUCAUGCCGUCACUCAAAGCGUUUUUCAACAAGGCAAAAAUCAUGGAAAAGAUGGAAUACGGAAAAUUCAAGUUUGAAGCACUUAUCCCAGAAUUUCGAUCUCACUUUCAAUUAUUGCUCAAAACACAUCAUUUUGCUCAAGUGGAUCAUCUUUUGGCGAUUUUCAUGUUUCACUUGGUGAAAGCUGGACGUGCCAAGCCCCAAACGGAAGAAUCGCAAAACCAAAUCGAUGCAGCAAAAGCUCUGGUUUCAUCUUGGUACACAAUGGUCGGAUGGACAUUGGCGAUGUGUGCAGAGUUUAUGGCAAGAAAUCCAGAAUUUGCCUUGAAAUAUCCUGUUCGCACUGAAGUCGUUCGCUUUGAAGAAUUUAUGGAGCCUGGCGUCGAAAUCUAUGAGAACCAGUUCCCGAUUGACUUCAUUCAGACGGAAAAGGAAUGGGAUGGUGUCAUCAACAAGGGAAAAGUGUGGAGUCAACGGGCUUUGGAUUACUUUCGAAAAUGCGGAAAUUCCGGUAAAAAAUUUAAAGACUUAGUAGAAGGACUUGAGACAUUAUUGAAACUUUUCAAAAAUUGGAAUGAACCUAUUUUGUCUUAGGUUAAAGUUUAACGUACUUUUUUGAUGUUUUUUUUUAACGUACUUCAAGUUUACUCUUCAAGCAAAUGAAAAAUUACAUAUUUUGUAUUUCAUUGAAACCCUGUAAAUGUGUUCUAA
Culicoides brevitarsis is the source of this 1387-nucleotide messenger RNA. RefSeq lists its product as uncharacterized. Lineage: Eukaryota; Metazoa; Arthropoda; Insecta; Diptera; Ceratopogonidae. The coding region runs from base 98 to 1270 and encodes 390 amino acids. The record is from RefSeq and is a predicted model, not a curated record. The transcript has 3 exons.